Messenger RNA from Drosophila ficusphila, 3695 nucleotides. Its product is annotated as erythroid differentiation-related factor 1. The transcript is spliced from 6 exons. NCBI's taxonomy places the organism in Eukaryota, Metazoa, Arthropoda, Insecta, Diptera, Drosophilidae. Gene Ontology annotation, biological process: positive regulation of DNA-templated transcription. Bases 96 to 3695 code for a protein of 1199 amino acids. The record is from RefSeq and is a predicted model, not a curated record.
CAGCUGUGCCGGCAAAACAAACCACAUCUGCUCAAAGUUUCUUGAAUAUUCCACGGUUUUAGGAUUUCGCGAGUAAUCAAUGAGCCACCGUGAUAAUGGAAGAUAGGAAUGAAGAAAUUGAACCGUGCAGGAGCAUCGGGCCUCAUGAACUAGAUGUAGUGAAGAGUCAGGCGGUGAUUAAGUUGUCACCCGUGCAGCUGCCCGCCCACUUCAAGCGGCUGGAGUGCAACACAAACUUGAAUUUGCCUCCUCUAAACUGGCUAACCACAUCGCACAGUAGCCAUGGAUUACACCAGGCCCUGUAUCAGAGUGCCGGAUUUGCGAGUUUUCGAUUGGGCCAGAUGUUUCCCGACUGUGUGGGCGAGGUGGAUGUGGUCAGCGAUGCAGAGAACAUAAAACAGCUGCUCAAGUUGCCGUACAGCGCACAGAGCGCCAUCAGCAUGGUGGUGCACAAAGUGGGCAACACGUUGCUCCUUGACGAGUUCGAUAUUCAAAAGUAUCUGCUGCGAAAGGCGGACGACGACUGGAAAUGGCUGCGAUCAUUCAUUCUGGAGCACAUCCUCACAUAUGGCGACAAGCAGCAUAAUUACUGCUUGAAGGAGCGCUCUCGCGAGGUGCUGCAAACCAAGAACCUUCUAUCGAAGUUUCUGUAUCACAGCCUAAAACAAACUGGCGAUGAUUUAGACUACGAUGUGGCCACCACACCCACUCAGUUGACCAGCAGACGGCAGGGUUUACCCAUCGCGGGUCCCGUUCUUCCCGAACCCAAAAUAGAGGAGAAUGUGCCGGAUCCGAAGUCCAGUCAUGCCUUCAAUAGGAAUGUGGUCUGGACCUUUGAGGACAUACGUAUGUUGAUUGGCACCGAUAUGCCCAUUUUUGGAGGACCCAACAGGCCGUGUAUCAGCUUGCGUUUGAGGGAUGCAGCCCAGCCCAUAAAUGUACUCACAGGAAUUGAUUACUGGCUGGACAACCUCAUGUGCAAUGUGCCCGAGGUGGUAAUGUGCUACCAUCUGGAUGGUAUAGUGCAGAAAUACGAGAUCAUCAAGACUGAGGACCUGCCCUACCUGGAGAACUCGCAAUUUUCACCUCAGGUCGUUCGCAAUGUGGCUCAGAACAUCCUGGCCUUUUUGAAGGCCAAUGCCACCAAGGCGGGCCACACUUACUGGCUGUUUAAAGGACGCAACGAUGACGUAGUGAAGCUGUAUGAUCUCACCACUUUAUGCCAAAGCCAGGCAGCUGAGAAAUCGGAGGGUGAUCCGCCCCAGCAACAGGCAAAUCCCUUCACAGUUCCGGUGGGCAUGCUACUGUACUCGGUGGCCCGAAACAUGAAAAACACAUUGCCGCACAUUAGUCCCAAGGCAGCGGGUAACAUACGUGCUUUGUUGGACAAUUGCAUCAAGCUACUGCCCAAGGAGCAAUACCCCCAGAUCGUCAGCUCUUCGCAUUACAUUCUCUCGGAUCUGCAUGUGCCUGCGGGCAUUGAUCCCAAGGCGCCCAAGUUCGAGGAGGUGGAUUCGGACGAUCAGUCGCUGUACGACGACGAUGAGGAGGAGGAUGAAGAGGAUUAUGAAGAUGAACUUCUGGAUUAUCAAAGCGAGAAGUGCUACCAAAGCAGCGAGCAGGGCGGCGGCAAGGCCAACGUGGCAGUGCGGCAUAUUUGUGAUGCCCUGAGGGACUUCAAAUCCCAUGCCAAGAAAUCCAAGCCGGCUCCACUUUUGGCCACAACUGCAGAGAGGUGUAGUAUUUCUUUGGAGCACAUCAGUGCUGGUCUGUCCUGCCUGCAGUACUUUAAUGGCAGUCAGGAGGAGAAACUGAAGGAAUCGGAGACGAAUGCCAAGCAGGAGGAGAAGCGUCGCAUUCUUCACGAGGAGCAGAACCCAAACAUGGCCAAGCCUUUCAGUGCCAUUCCUCUGCCCUACGAACAGCUUAAGCUGAGCCAGCAGCCAGUCCAAGUUGUAAAGAAACCAAACUCCAAGGCCAAACGGAGCAAGUCCAAGGAGUUAGCCACCACUGCCAAGUCGAGUUCCACCAAUGCCAGCAAUCAGCAGAUGAGUGCCAAGUUCAACACACAGCACUUUGGCUCCUGGAACGUGCAUCUCAAGCUGUUGCUGCUGGAGAAGGCAUGUCUGACAUUUGCCACCCUGGCAGAGCACUAUUACGAAUCCCGUAGAUACGGUUCCACACUGCGAUCAAUUGAGCUCGCUUGCCGAUGCCAACAGGUGCUCAACAAGUACAUGGCCAAUGUGGUUUCCCAGCACAGUUGCCUUCUGGGUCGAGCAGGGGACUGUUUCUUCCAAAUGUCCAAGAACUGGGAGGCCAUUGAGGAGUACGUGCAGCAGUAUGAAGAGCAAGAUGAAUCUGUGGGAGUUAUUGGUGAAGAAUUGACGCAGGAACUGGAAGGAGAGGAGGAAGAGUUUCCAUCGCUGGCGCCGGCUAACAACUUGGAGCAGGUGAUGUUGCACAGCUGCAAGUGCUACGAACAGGCUUUGGAGCAUGCACAUAAAACGGAGAGCAAUGAGCUUCUCAGGAGAUUGGGGAACGUGCGGAACGAGCUGGGUCUUAAGUACAUGUACUGGGCUCAAGAGGAGUACAGCGAACUGAUGAAGAAAAAGGAGUCUGGCGAUGAUAAACCAGUGGAAAAACCAACUACAGAUUCAAACGAGCCUCUCUAUGUUAAGCUGACUGUCAAUUCUUAUGAUUGCCUACGUCGAGGCAUCGAAGCAUUCACUGCCGUGGAAGAUAAUGUAAAUCUGGCCUUUCUAUAUUGUAACAUGGGUCGAUUUAUGCGACUGCGCGCCCAUCUUACCAUGCCCAAUGAAAGUACCAUUACACUAGAUAGCCAAAAAGCCUUCUAUAGCGAGGCGUUUAACUACUACGAAAAGGCGAAAGAUUGCCUGGAUACUCGAAAAGCGAAUGCUGAGCUGUGGGACCUUGUUCACUGGGAACUUUCCACUGCCACUUUUACAUUAGCCAAACAACUUCAGGACUACAGUGCGGCAGACAAAUCCAGCCUGGCUGAUGCCUCAAAGGAGGUGCACGAAUUGCUCCAGAAGUCACUGCGACUUUGUGAUGUGGAGCACCCAGGUGCUCGUCAAGUACUAUAUAGUUUUCGAUCAGGACUGAUACACAAAAGGAUUGCCUCGUUUCACUACGCGCAGCUGCGUUCCCACGGCUGCUGUGAUUUUUCACAGCUGCCCAAGUCGACUCUACAACUGUGCAAGUAUCACUACGAAAAGGCCACGCAAAUACUGGAGGCUCUCAAGGAGGUGGGCGACCUGCUGGUGGUACAGCUGGAGCGGAUCUCCCUACACGAAUUUCUGGCUGAACUUUCCACUCAUACCGCUCAGAAGAUCAAGCAAAUGCAAGCGGCUUUGGACAUUUGCUUACAGUGCCACCUCAUAUUUGACCACGUCAUCGAUGCUAACAGUGGUCAGGUGGCCGACGAUGAGUUUGCCGGCCAUUUGACGCUCUUUGAGAGCCGCUUGCAGAAUGCUCUGAAGACGCUAACGAAGCUCACGCUGACCGGCAAGGAUCCCAAACAGCUGUCCAAGCUGUACAAGCGCAUGUAUAUGGAAACCUUGACUGGGAAACAUGGCCUAGGGGCCCAGCAAUCGCCGACAGCUUGCUUAAAGCAUUUGCACAUGCUGCUCGCCCGGCUGCGGGCCAUGUGCGAUACCCAGUUGGCCCGCGACUAG